This is a messenger RNA of Effrenium voratum, 432 nucleotides long. The record is from the annotation of a GenBank genome assembly. Lineage: Eukaryota; Dinophyceae; Suessiales; Symbiodiniaceae.
AUGCUGGGCAUAGCGCGGCUUCUGGACCUGGACCUGCUGCACGAGUGGCAAAUGACCAUCAGGUACGGUGGAGGCCCGAAAUAUCGCGGGGAAGCGAAUAAGGCCAAGGCGGAUGCCCCCGCCCCGGCCGGGAGCCAAAGCGCUGACCCGAAGAAGGUGGAAGAGCCGGCUGCCACGCCCAAGACCGACGCCACCGCGGAGCCAGCUGCCGAGCCGCCGGUGCAGGCCAGCGGUGCCAAGGCCGACGCGGAGGAGGUGAGCAGCCAGAAGGGAGACGCGCCGAAGGCGGAGGUACCCGUAGAACAGAAGAUCCAAGAGGCUCCAGUGCAGGCGGAGGAGGUGCCCAUCGAACAGAAGGUGCAGGAAGCGCCUGCAGAGGCUGCGAUUGCCCUCAUUCCCCGAGUUCCUGGACUUGAGGAUGUCAACCCUUAG